ACCAACUUGACCCGAACACAAAACCCAUAAAAUAUCCCAUUUUUUUUUCCUCUGUCCCACUUCAUUCCAGCUUCUACACAAUCAUCACCACCGAAGGCACCGAUUUCUCCUCCAUUGCACUCUACCUUACUGCAACCCUCUCUCUCAGAACAAUGAUCAAAGACUUUUCCUCUCCCCUUUGUCUCUCUCGUCUUGGUGACGUGAUGGCUGCUAUGAUUACUUGGGAUGGUGGCUAAGGUUUUUGGGGGUGAAGGUGGUCUAGACAACGUCGAUUUUGAGGGUGUGAUUUCGGUGGAGGCAGAUGUAACUGUCGCAUGGGCGUUGUACGGUGGUAGUUUUGGUGUUUUGUGCAGAUUUUGGGGUUGGGGGUGUUCUAGAUGGUGGCAAAUAUGGGUGGAUGGUGUUUCGGUGGUGAUGGAUUGGGGUAGAAAAAGAAUAUUCGGUGUUUUUGUGUGCUUGUAUGUCACAAGACUGAAUCAAUCAUCUUUUGGCAGUAUAAUUGGAGAAAACAAACAUCAUGGGACAACUACAAAUCCAUGUGCUUCAGAUCGGGUACCUGGAGGAUCUUCUAAUGGAUCUGCAGUUGCAGUCGGUGCAAAGCUUGUGGAUUUUUCCUUAGGUACUGACACUGGAGGAAGUGUAAGAUUUCCAGCCUCAUUUUGUGGGAUUUUUGGGUUCCGGUCUUCUCAUGGAGUUGUUUCUACUACGGGGGUUAUUCCUAUGGCACAGAGUUUUGACAUUGUGGGUGAGAAACCAUCUAACUACAAACAACACAUCCUUCACAUAAUUGAUAAGACUGAUGCACUAAAUGCUCAACUCUACACUUGA
Ilex paraguariensis (yerba mate) is the source of this 828-nucleotide messenger RNA. NCBI's taxonomy places the organism in Eukaryota, Viridiplantae, Streptophyta, Magnoliopsida, Aquifoliales, Aquifoliaceae. The record is from the annotation of a GenBank genome assembly.